Molecule: messenger RNA, 177 nt
Organism: Funneliformis mosseae
Lineage: Eukaryota; Fungi; Glomeromycota; Glomeromycetes; Glomerales; Glomeraceae
Source: the annotation of a GenBank genome assembly
AUGUCUUUAAAUCUUAAAUCAUCAUUGAUUGAGAUGCCAAUUAAGAUGCCAGUUGAUGAGAUAUCUGUUGGAAUGCUAUCAGAGUUGCUAUUCCUAAUGCCCAGUUUGUACUUUGAUGUUUCUGAUGCUGGCAGUUGUGGUACUGGUAGUUGUAAUACUGGUGGUGCUUUUGGUUGA